This is a messenger RNA of Jatropha curcas, 987 nucleotides long. RefSeq names its product histone-lysine N-methyltransferase trithorax-like protein. NCBI's taxonomy places the organism in Eukaryota, Viridiplantae, Streptophyta, Magnoliopsida, Malpighiales, Euphorbiaceae. The record is from RefSeq and is a predicted model, not a curated record.
AUCAAAACAACUUGCUUACAAGGCUUAUCAAACUCUCUGUCCAAACGAAACUCCAUAAAUAGAAACACAUAACAUCCAUCUCCGUCAUCGAUCAUUUUUACUUCAUUUCUUUCCUUUAGCCCUCAAAACCGCCAUUAAACAUGAAGAGAGAAGGUCGCCAACAUGGGAUGGUAAGGACUUACAGAAUCUUACCAUCUCCAUGGAAUCCUAAACCAGAAUCACGAUUCAUCAACACCUUCAACUCACCGCCGACUGCCGGAUUUUUCACCAAAGUCCAGUCUCGCCCCACCAACCACUCUAAGUUCACCGGCAAGUGCGGAAAGCCGCGUUGCAAUGACUGCCAUAUGAACCCUUGCUGCAAAUCGAAAGACAAAACCAAAGGUAAUCAUAAGCUAAAAUCACAUGAUUUUGCUUCUAAUUGCAGAUUAAUGACUUGGCGGGUCGUUGAUGGAAGGCCCGGAUUAAAUUUUUCUGGGUUUUCUGCGUCUGAGAUUUUGAAUCGUUUAGCUAUUGAUGAUAAUGAUGAUUAUGCUGACGAUGGUGAUGAUGAAAUUGAUGGAUAUUAUGGUAAUUAUUUGGAGGAUUCGAAUGAAAUUCAAGAAAAUGCCUGUGUUGAUAAUAAUAAUAAGGAUGAUGAUAAUGGAUUAGUUGGAGAAGGUGAUUAUGAUGAUAAUAUGAGUUUUUGCGAUGUGGGUUUCGUGUUAGAUCAAGUUGAAGGAGAAGAUGAAGGUUGGUGUUUAGUGGAAGAGAAAUGUGAUUAAUUUGUUAAUGUUUUAAUUAAUUAGCACUAAUCCAUUGUUAAAUGAUUCCUUUUUUUUUUUUUUUUAAUUUGUUGUAUUUUCAUAUAUGUUGUUUUUCUAAUGAUUUCUCACAACUUACAUUACAUGUACCUACCUUAAUUAAUUAAUAAAGGUAGGUAAUGUAUGUGUAUGUAAUUUACUUUUUCUAUAUAAUUAGAAGAAAAGGAAAAAUAAAAUUAUUGAAUAA